This is a messenger RNA of Carassius carassius (crucian carp), 1049 nucleotides long. RefSeq names its product ADP-ribosylation factor 4-like. Gene Ontology annotation, molecular function: GTPase activity; GTP binding. Gene Ontology annotation, biological process: intracellular protein transport; vesicle-mediated transport. The record is from RefSeq and is a predicted model, not a curated record. Lineage: Eukaryota; Metazoa; Chordata; Actinopteri; Cypriniformes; Cyprinidae. Gene Ontology annotation, cellular component: plasma membrane; cytoplasm. The transcript has 5 exons. The coding region runs from base 173 to 718 and encodes 181 amino acids.
UAUCGAACGCGUUGGAUUUGCCGCGCGAGAAACAGAACGUCUGGAGUGUUGAGCUGUCAAUCAAACCGAAAGUAAAAAGCCUAUAUAAACACACACACACUAAACAAACACUAACCAGUCUGACUCUUGAACAGUAAGCAUUAACAGCUUUUGUAUCUUGCUGUAUCAAAACAUGGGCAUCUUCUUCUCCAACCUUUACUCGCGUCUCUUUAAGAAGAAAGACAUGAGGUUGCUUAUGGUUGGUCUGGAUGCAGCUGGGAAAACAACAGUCCUCUACAAACUCAAACUUGGCGAAGUUGUCACAACUAUUCCAACUAUUGGUUUUAAUGUGGAGACGGUUGAUUAUAAAAACAUCUCGUUCACUGUUUGGGAUAUUGGUGGUCAGAGUUUAAUUCGAGGUCUCUGGAGACAUUACUAUCACUACACUCAGGGUCUGAUCUUUGUGGUGGACAGCUGUGAUCGUGACCGGAUUGAAACAGCAGCAGAGGAACUAAAGGCGAUGCUGGCGGAGGACGAGAUGAGAGACGCGGUUCUGUUAGUUCUUGCUAACAAGCAGGAUUUACCCAAAGCCAUGGCAGUCCCCGAGCUGACAGACAGACUGGGUUUACACACACUGAGAGGACGACAGUGGUUUGUUCAGGCCACAUGUGCGGUUCAAGGGUCAGGUUUAUAUGAAGGACUGGAUUGGCUCUCGGAUCAACUGUCCAGACGACCGUAAUGCUGGAACUUUACUUUUGGGUUUUUGUGGCAUGAUACUUCUACACUAACACAUCCUGUGAUUGAAUGUAACAGCCUCCAGCUGUUUAUUAUCUGAAAUGCAUUUUUGAUUUAUUAAUGUUAAAUCAUAAACGGCACAUUCUAUCGGUUCUAUGAGGUUACUUCUGAAAACAUGUUUUAAAACACUGAAAGAAACAAACUUUGAAUGACUUAUGUUUAUGUGUUUGGUUUUAUCUGGAUUUUGAAAGAAUAAGCUGAUGUCUGCCUGAGAGUUAUAUAUGUAUAUAUAUAUGUAUAUGUGUGUGCAUGUGUGUGUGUGCAUGUGUGUGUGU